Messenger RNA from Larimichthys crocea (large yellow croaker), 2067 nucleotides. Its product is annotated as interleukin-18 receptor 1. Gene Ontology annotation, biological process: signal transduction. The record is from RefSeq and is a predicted model, not a curated record. The transcript is spliced from 6 exons. The coding region runs from base 172 to 1113 and encodes 313 amino acids. NCBI's taxonomy places the organism in Eukaryota, Metazoa, Chordata, Actinopteri, Sciaenidae.
AUAUAUAACACAACCUUUACAGUGGUGCUUGAUGUUGAAUCUAACAGUAAGUAAAACAUCUCUUGGAUAUGUUUAUCUUCAUGGAAGUUCAUAUUUCCGAACAAAAACAUGUAAAGUGUGUUCUCAUUUUUUUGCACAGUUAACAUAUCUGCGCAUAUCACUUCACCACACAUGAGUGAAGUUUUUUACGUUGAUCUGGGCUCACCAAAGGUGAUUGAUUGUAAAGCUGUGAUGUAUUCAAACUAUGAAGAGGUGUUCUGGUUAAGUGGGGAUUCAUUUGUGGACACUAACACCAGCGUAUCCGUUUACUACAAUUACACAAGUGAAUAUGAUACUGAAGGAAUAAAGAUGACAGCAUCUCUGGUCUUCAAAAAAGUGUCAGAGGAGGAUCUAUCAAAAAACUACACCUGUAAACUGGAAAGUGACAGCCAACCUUCCAGCUUUGUCACCAUCACCUUGGCACGAAAAGCUUCACCUUCCCCUCACUACCUGGCUCUCGGCAUUGUGAUUAUCGUGGCGGUGAUUGUUGUAACAGCACUUAUUUAUGUGAAGUUAAAAAUGGACAUCACUCUUUUUCUGAGAGACACUCUUGCUUGCUGCAGCAGUAUUUCAGAUGGAAAGAGCUACGAUGCCUUUUUGAUGUCUUACAAGAGCGACACAGACGCAGGGCUGAAUGAAGAUGACAGAAACCACCUGGAGAGUGUUCUGGAAGAGACAUUUGGUUACAGUCUCUGUCUUUAUCACCCUGAAUCUGUAGCAGAGGCAGUGUUAGACUGUAUAGAGCAAAGCCGGACGUUGGUUUUGGUUCCCACCUCUUCAGAUCCUGGUCCAGAAUCUGGUCUGCUGAGUGCCAUCCAUGAAGCUCUUGUGGAGCAGCAGACUCGCUUGGUUUUCAUCAAAACUGAGGCAACAGAUGUGUCAAGCUCUGAUUCAUUACCAGAGGCCUUACAGCUUCUUGGCAAGGCUGGAGACUGUGUCACCUGGAAAGGCGAAAGUUCCAGGCCACUCUCCUCCUCCUUCUGGAAGCAGCUACGCUAUCACCUACCUGCCCUGCAACAUGCACCGAAAAUAACACGUUUACCUCAGACAGCUAUCGAGGAUGGUAACUGUUGAAAUAUUUAGCAAAAUGAAGAAUCAAGAUAUCAAUGUUCAUAAUCAUUUGAAGCUUUUUUUCCACCCCUUCAUGACUUAUUACCUCAGUAACUUUAUUUAUUACCUUUUUAAGCUCUUGAUUGGUUGAACACACACAGCAUUAAGCAAAUAAGACUUUUUCGACAUUUUAACUUGUCACUGAAAAAACAAAACAUAGAGGGUUGUGUUGUAAAACCAGAAAGAUAAAUGGAAUUCAGUCAAUCAUUAUUUGUAAUAUUUACAUCUGUGCUUUAUCUACAGGGACAUGUUAAAUGUCCACCUCAGACAACUGUAUGAUUUCUGGUGUAUCAGUACUUUCAAGCCUAUUUUAAUAUACAUUUUUUAUACAUCAAUGUGGAAUUAAUGGUUCGUGUUUUUGUCUCUCUACAUUUGGUAAAUUUAAAGAAAGAGAAGAAAGAAGAACAAUUUUUUAGCUCAAGACACUGAUGUUUCUCAAGACUUGCUGAAUAUUUGGCUUCAUCAGGUGGCUAGAGAGACAUAGUUGCUCCACGUUUGCUGAAUAAAUAGCCCAUUGUUUGCUCAUUAACUUUUACAACCUAAUAAGCAGGUGACCUGAGGAGAGCAGUUCAUAUGUGAGCUUCUGAUGUUCUUCUGUCACCUAGUGGAGGAGUCUAUAAAUGCAACUACAAAGAAUAGAUGUCCUGAGAAACACAUACACUGAUCAAUAUUACAGCAAAAUCUAAAUCUCCUCUAUCGCAGGAGACACGGGUUAGUAAAAACUGAACAUAUUUAAACAUCCUUUUCUUGACCAGUCAUUGUUGUGAAUCCUGGUAGAUUUAGUGACAUCCAUGGUUACUGUGGGAAGUUUACUAUGAUUCUGGAGGCAGCUACUUUGUUAUUAGAAGAUAAACUGGUGCAUCUCUUGUCAGUGAGCCCAAAAAAAGUAAGUCAAUAAAAAUUGCAACUGAAAUCUGA